ACUAUUUGGCUUUUGGGUGGAUGGUAACGCACAGACCUCAGCCGUGCAUGGACAUCUCCAAGCGUAAAGCUCAUAACAGUUUUAGCAACGGAACAUAACAUAACAGGAGGAUGGCUUACUUUGACAGCAGCUGCCACUGCAGCAGCGAAAGGCGACAGAACAGCAUCUUGUACAGCAUUUUAAAGAACGACAGCCAGUCUGCGCAACUUGGGAACCAGCCGAGGACUCCGAGGCUCGCCUUAUCCAUGCGCGCCUGUGCGUGCGGCUCCAAGAGGAAGGUGUCUCUGCGCUCCCCUCAGACUACAUGCAAAGCCGCCUCCGCGGUCCUGGUCAAGACCCUGAAGUUCGUCAAAAACGUCCCGUGUUUCCGGGAGCUGCCGGUGGAUGACCAGCACACGCUGGUGCGGAGCAGCUGGGCGCCGCUGCUGGUGCUCGGCAUGGCGCAGGACAGGAUCGACUUCGAGACUUCAGAGACGCAAGAGCCCAGCAUGUUGCAGCGGAUAUUAACGAGCGGACAGGACAAGCAGGACAACCAGAGUAAUAACGGUGGAGUGGCAUUGACCGACGUUCAGGGUAUUAAAAUGUUUCUGAGGAAAUGCUGGGGACUGGACAUAAGCACUAAGGAGUACGCGUACUUAAAAGGGGCAAUUCUGUUCAACCCAGAUAUUGCCGGGCUGCAGUGUCAACAUUACAUCCAGGCCCUGCAGAGCGAGGCGAACCAGGCACUUAAUGAAUAUGUCAAAAUGAUUCACCGCGGGGACAGUGCAAGAUUCGCCAAACUCUUCCUCGCCCUCUCCAUGCUAAGAUCCAUCAACGCCAAUGUGGUAGCUGGUCUCUUCUUCAAACCGGUCAUUGGAGCUGUCAACAUGGAGGAACUUCUCCUGGAGAUGUUUUAUGGAAAAUAAACUCUAAUGCGAAUGCCCGGACAGAAUUAUCAGACUUGGAAAGAGUGGCAGUCAGCAGUUGGACGGACAGAUUUUGAAAAAGACUGAUUCCUUUUUACACAUGCUAUUUUUGUACGAUAUAUAAGAGCUCUCUUUUUGCCUUCUGAGUUGAACUCAUCGCUGAAUCCAAAGUUGAUGACAAUGUUUUUUCCAUUUGGGGAAAGCUUUAUAACUUUGUUCUGAUUGUGCAGUUUUGUUCGUUUGUUUACUUGCUUUUCUGUGAUGUUGUGCAGCCUUCUGAUUCUCUGUGACACUUUGUAAUAACUUUCAUUUUCAUUUUUCAUGUACUAUAUACAUUGAAAUAUAAUUAUAUUAGAUUUAAAUAUAAUAUAUUACAUUUGAUAAAAAUAAUCUCUGUUUCAUAACAUCUAUUUGAAUACAAAUUAACGUUUAUUUGUUUGUUUUGUUUUUUGCAUUUUAUAAUGUAAUAUUUUUGGUUAGUAUUGUUAAUGAAAGUUAUUAUAAAGUGUAAACUUAUAUUUGAAUAUUAGAAAGUAUUGUACAUUUUUGUUAUGCAAUGACAUAAUGGAACAGUUACACUCCUUCACAUUUCUCACAACAUGAUUGACAGAAAGCCUACGUAUUUUUUGCAUUACAGUAACAGUACAAUUUAAAAAAUCAUGUCAAAAUGAUGACAAACCUAAGCACAAAUACAAAAGUUAUGAAAAUAAAAAAAAUAAUUAGGAAAUAA
Labeo rohita (rohu) is the source of this 1635-nucleotide messenger RNA. It is a transcript of the gene nr0b1, whose product is annotated as nuclear receptor subfamily 0, group B, member 1. The transcript has 2 exons. Gene Ontology annotation, molecular function: transcription factor binding; transcription corepressor activity. NCBI's taxonomy places the organism in Eukaryota, Metazoa, Chordata, Actinopteri, Cypriniformes, Cyprinidae. Bases 111 to 905 code for a protein of 264 amino acids. Gene Ontology annotation, cellular component: nucleus; cytoplasm. The record is from RefSeq and is a predicted model, not a curated record. Gene Ontology annotation, biological process: negative regulation of transcription by RNA polymerase II.